Ostrinia furnacalis (Asian corn borer) is the source of this 642-nucleotide messenger RNA. RefSeq lists its product as uncharacterized. The record is from RefSeq and is a predicted model, not a curated record. NCBI's taxonomy places the organism in Eukaryota, Metazoa, Arthropoda, Insecta, Lepidoptera, Crambidae. Gene Ontology annotation, biological process: sensory perception of taste. The transcript has 3 exons. Gene Ontology annotation, cellular component: membrane. Bases 1 to 642 code for a protein of 213 amino acids.
AUGGUCAUAGUUGAUACCACUUGCGUCGAAUACCUCUGUCUUGUGGUCAUAUCUAUGUUGGCUAAAAAGAGUUCUUUCAGAAACUUUUUCGAAGAUUUGGCGCACUUCGACAGCUUACUGAAUUUGAAUGGAGACUUGAAUAUCACCAGUCCUUCUGGCAGAGGUUGGGCGUGGAUUGUGGCCAGUGUUUUGUACAGCAUAUGCGAAUUUUUCUCGCUGUCCACGUAUAUGACUCAAAAGAUAGAUUACUCGUUUAUGCUGACGUAUAUCACGUUGGUGGCUCAUGAUUGUGAGCAGAUUUUGUUUUGUUCGGUGCUCAGGAUGAUUUUAAUCCGGGUUCGGAUAUUGAAGGCGCACGUUUUGAAGACAUUAGUGCCUAAAAACAGCAGAGAAGCGAAGAAAAAACUACUAGAGGUCGAAGCGUUGUCGUAUAGGGCACAACUCGAUAUAGGGACCUUGCAUCGAAACUACGAGUUGCUGCACAAAUGCGCCGAACAACUUAACUCGAUAAUGAGUUUGCCGAUGAUGCUAAUGCUGUUUUGCUCGGGACUGUCGACGACGAUGCUGUUGAGGCAAUUAUUUAAAGCGUUGCAAAGUACGUUUGAAAGUGAGGUGUUAGGAGACCUGUGUUCGGAAGUUUAA